Molecule: messenger RNA, 2468 nt
Organism: Schizosaccharomyces octosporus yFS286
Lineage: Eukaryota; Fungi; Ascomycota; Schizosaccharomycetes; Schizosaccharomycetales; Schizosaccharomycetaceae
Product: SAGA complex ubiquitin carboxy terminal hydrolase Ubp8
Exons: 6
Coding region: 101-1444 (447 amino acids)
Biological process (GO): protein deubiquitination
Molecular function (GO): cysteine-type deubiquitinase activity; zinc ion binding
Source: RefSeq, a predicted model, not a curated record
AAUAAAAAGCUGGAUUGCACUAAAUUCCUAAAAAGUUCUUCGGAUCCUUUCUGUUCUAUCUCUCGUUCGUAGCGAUUUGGUUGACUACAGUUUUCGGGAAAUGGUAAAUGAUGUAGAGACAUGUCCUCACGUAAAAUUGCAAUCUUCAUUUCUUGAAUCUUACCAUAAAAUAUGUGCGCAGAUAUAUGCUCGUAAUAACCUUCGACGUUGCUGCCGUGUCUGUAGAAAAUCAAAUAAACGAACAUUACAUUGUUUAGAAUGUGAAUUUACUGGAUGCUUAUGGGAUGAACAUUUUGAGCAACAUGUCAAAGAAUCAAAUCAUUUGUUUGGCGCGGAUUUAAAAAACUCUCAUCUAUACUGCUAUUCCUGUAAAGACUAUGUCUAUCAUCCGCGUUUAGAGAUGUUACGAAUAAAAGUUCAAAAUAUCCGCAACUGGCAAAAUAAACAUAAACGCUUGCCUGAUCGUUAUGAGCAAACGAUUUCACUUAAUCCAUAUGAAAAAUAUCCUUCUAUUUGCUCUACCGCAGGCCUUCGAGGAAUCCAAAAUUUAGGUGCUACCUGCUUUAUGAGUGUCAUUCUUCAAAGUACGUUGCAUAAUCCUUUACUUCGAAAUCUCUUCCUUAGCGGGUUCCAUACCUCUGAAAAUUGUAAGCGCUCUUCCUGCAUGACAUGUGCAAUUGAUAAUAUGUUCGCUUCCAUCUAUGCCUCUAAAGAGAAAACAAGCUUCUAUGGUCCAACCGUAAUACUGAACCUCAUGUGGAAACUGAGUAAAAGUCUUUCUGGUUAUUCUCAACAGGAUGGGCAUGAAUUUUUGGUGUACCUUCUUGAUCAGAUGCACUCCGAAAGCGGCGGAGAUAAUUCUUUCCCGUGCAAUUGUCCUAUUCAUAAAAUCUUUAGUGGAUCAAUGAAAAACGUAAUUACUUGUUGCGAAUGCAAAACAAAAAAGGUUGCUACUGAUCCAUUGAUGGAGGUCAGCUUAGAUUUGCAUGAAUCUUCUAUUCAAGGAUGCUUGGAAAGAUAUAUUUCCCCCGAACAAAUUCAAUAUACUUGCAGUAAUUGCAAUGCAAAAGUAGCUACAAAGCAAUUGUUUUUCGAUAAACUUCCCCCAACGCUGUGUUUACAACUGAAGCGUUUUGAGCAAAAUUCAUUUGCCAUGUCCACCAAAGUUGAUAAGUUAAUUACUUAUCCUAUGCUUUUAAAGAUGCAGUACAACUUCAAUCAGGAUUCUGUGGAUUACCAGUUGUAUGCGAUAGUUUGUCACAAAGGCACUUUGGAUACUGGACAUUACAUUGCAUAUACUUUAUUCCAAGAUCAUUGGUAUCUGUUGGAUGAUACUACAAUUACAGUUGUGCCAGAAUCAGAGGUAAUGAAAACACAAGCAUAUCUUUUAUUCUAUCACGAGAAAAAUUUGGUUUACGAUGAUGAGCAUGUAGAAAGAAAGUAAAAUUUGUCAAAAGUUAUUCAAAAGUUUUUUGGCGAUCAGAUAUCCGUUCAUACGCAUUUUUCAUUAAAACCUCAAAAACAGCACAAGAAGCUGCUGGGUUCCUUCGUAGGUAAAUAUAUCAUCAUUUCGCGCAAAAAAAUAUCUGAACAUCUUCGUCGAAUUAUAACAAUAGAGAGGAAGGUUGAAAACCAAUAUAGGAUGCGUAUAACUAACUACAUAACUUGCUUGUGCGUUGAAAUGAAUUUCAUUUUUCAUCGACAUAAAGUCAACACUUUCACUAGCAAAUUUUUAGAUGUCAGAGUAUUUUAUGGAAUAAAAGUAUGGUUUAAUAAAUUGUUUAAAUCUCGGAGCUGUUGUAUGGUCAGACUACUAAUCUUUCACGGGUAGAACUAGUUCAUCUAAGUCUUCAGGUAUAUCGCACGCCUGAAGAACUUGUGGAAGUUCAGCGCCCAUAUCUCUGCAAAAUGAAAGCAAAGAGUGUAUCUGAUCCGUCCAUAAAUUGGCAGCUUCAAGAUACUUCAUUGUCAUUUUUUCUUGCAAAGCGAUUGUUUCAGGAUUGCAAUGGUUUAAACUGGCAAGCUCGGAUUGCAAAGAUUGAAGUGUCGAUUCUUUCUGUGCUAACAUUUGUGGUGUAAAAGUUUCAUCUUGAUCAUCUUCAUUCUCAGAUUUCCGUUUAGCUGUUUCGUUCUCGAUGGAUUCAGAGACUUGAAGGAUCUUUUCGCGAUAGUCCGCCAGUUGUAUUUGAAGAGACUCAAUCGUUGUUUCACGAGACCGUUUUGCCUCUGAUGGAAAUGACCAGUAAUAGUUGCUCGUUCCAAUCUUUUCAGACUUCACGAGGCCAUCGUCAACCAACGAUUGUAGCACGUCUUUUACUGUUUGAAGGACAAUUUGUCGUUUGGAACCCAAUUUUUCAAUUUCUUUCAACUGAAAAAAAUCUUUCUAAAACCAUUGAGUGUCAAUAAUAAAUAUCUUUCUUACUUCCAAGCACUAGUUUAUCAUAAUACCGUUCUUUCUCUAAUGUUUC